Molecule: messenger RNA, 398 nt
Organism: Aspergillus aculeatinus CBS 121060
Lineage: Eukaryota; Fungi; Ascomycota; Eurotiomycetes; Eurotiales; Aspergillaceae
Exons: 1
Coding region: 84-314 (76 amino acids)
Source: RefSeq, a predicted model, not a curated record
UCUAACGAGUGACUUCAUUUAGUCAGAAAGUCAAAUCAUGGAAUGCAAGGCUUAAUGGGGCUGGAGUUGAGUGUGAUGCGGUGAUGAGCCGAUAUCGCGUUCGUGCUGCGACGGAGGGGCUAUGCACUCCUUUGCUUUGCUUUGCUUUGCUUUUUGCAAGACCUAAUUCAGCUUCGCUGGAGUCUGGGUUGCUGCUGAUGCUUUGCUUGAGCCAUUCCUAUUACCUUGCCUUGUAUCGGUCUGCUUUGUUUUUGGCAUCUGCUACCUCGCUGAGGUCUUUCGUGAUGAGUUUAGAUGAAACCUGUAACAACUAGUAGUUCACCGCAGCGAAUACCCUACCUACCAGCAUCCUGGCGAUGAAUAUGAAAUUUGCUCUUUCCAAGGCCAAUCGCAUAUAC